Molecule: messenger RNA, 261 nt
Organism: Pochonia chlamydosporia 170
Lineage: Eukaryota; Fungi; Ascomycota; Sordariomycetes; Hypocreales; Clavicipitaceae
Product: U6 snRNA-associated protein LSm6
Exons: 3
Coding region: 1-261 (86 amino acids)
Biological process (GO): mRNA splicing, via spliceosome; maturation of SSU-rRNA
Cellular component (GO): nucleolus; U6 snRNP; P-body
Molecular function (GO): RNA binding
Source: RefSeq, a predicted model, not a curated record
AUGUCAUCAGCAGAGAACGGCAACAUCUCACAAGGCGAGGGUAAGGACCCGUCCAGCUUCCUGAGCGACAUCAUCGGCAAUCCCGUCAUCGUGAAGCUCAACUCUGGCGUCGUCUACAAGGGCGAACUGCAAUCCGUAGACGGAUACAUGAACAUUGCGCUGGAAAAGACGGAGGAGUAUGUCAACGGCAAGAAGCGCAGGGACUAUGGCGAUGCGUUUGUGCGAGGAAAUAAUGUAAUGUACAUUUCGGCAGAUUCAUAA